AUGAGUCGAGAACAGUGUUCGAUAGAAAUUUGUGAAAAUUUACAGAAUGCUUCACUAAUAAUCAGAGGUGCACAAUGGUUACAACAUAUGGAAACCGUAUAUCUAGUUUUUCUUAUCAUUUGCACACUAAUUUUCAUAGCCAUUAUCAGUUUAUCAGUUGUUCACUUAAUAGUAGUAUAUCGUCGAAUUAAAGAAGAAGCUAUUCAAAAUGAUCUAUAUUUUUUGAUAUUACUUCUUCCGAUCGUUGGCGGUACUUCUUUAAUUGGGCUUUAUCUGCCAAGAACUGCUGAUUUUAUGUUUAUCAUAUCUUUAACAUAUCUGAUGAUGUGUUUGCAUAAAUUGUUGAAUUUAAUGCGACAUCUUUAUGGAAGUAGAAAAGCUAUAGCAGAAUAUAUUCAGUCCAGAGGAAUGAAACUGAAAAUGAAUGUACCACCAUUAUGCUGUUGUUGCAGGUGCUUACCUCAGCUCGAACCGAACGAGAAAAAUUUACGUUCUAUUGAAUGGAUCGUUUUUCAAUCGCCAAUAAUACGAAUUAUUAUCCAAUUUAUAAUGGUCGUAAUUUAUGUCGAGCAUGAGAAGCUGCGUGAACAUAAGUUUUCUGUGAUUUUUCGAAUCGUGAAUUUAACGCAAGUUGGAUUCACUCUCCAGAAGCUCAUCUUUGAUUUAAUUGGUAGCUACGCAUUUGAAUCUGGCCCGAUUCUCAGUAAUAAAUCCAAAGCAAUGUAUUGGAAUGGAGUGGCACUUAUUUUCGAGAUGUUCAUUAUGUCAAUCGUGGCAACGAUUUGUGUGAAUCCAGAACGAAGUGCGCUAUUUGAUGCAAACAUCGCUCCGAAACAAACUGAUCGUUUGCAUAUUUCGCCAAUAAAAGAUCAACGACUUUAA
This is a messenger RNA of Dracunculus medinensis (Guinea worm), 882 nucleotides long. Lineage: Eukaryota; Metazoa; Nematoda; Chromadorea; Rhabditida; Dracunculidae. The record is from the annotation of a GenBank genome assembly.